Molecule: messenger RNA, 243 nt
Organism: Entrophospora sp. SA101
Lineage: Eukaryota; Fungi; Glomeromycota; Glomeromycetes; Entrophosporales; Entrophosporaceae
Source: the annotation of a GenBank genome assembly
AUGUCUACCAAUAAUGUGGAUUUAUUGGCCUGGUGGAAAAGUAAUUUCGGAGCUGUGGCACCUGAAUUGACAAAAAUUGUGGUAAGAGUUCUUUCUAUUCUUACCUCAUCAGAUGUUACAAAUGUAGGUGAAGAUAUUGAUGAUAGUGAUGAUGACGAUAAUAAUGAUGGUGAUGAUAAUGAUGGCAAUGUUGAUAGUGCUGAUAAUAGUGAUAUUGACAGUGAUGAUGAAAAUGAAUUAUCU